This is a messenger RNA of Scophthalmus maximus (turbot), 4083 nucleotides long. RefSeq names its product kelch-like family member 11 (gene klhl11). The coding region runs from base 296 to 2413 and encodes 705 amino acids. NCBI's taxonomy places the organism in Eukaryota, Metazoa, Chordata, Actinopteri, Pleuronectiformes, Scophthalmidae. Gene Ontology annotation, molecular function: protein binding. The record is from RefSeq and is a predicted model, not a curated record. The transcript has 2 exons.
CACUUCGACACAUCACAACACGCAUGCGCGCAACUGGUGCAUCCUUCAUAAACAAAGUUGAAUUUCGCUAAAAAAAAAAAAAAAAAAUACGUGUUAUUGAAAAAUACUCAACAUCGUGGACUCUUCGUGUCGGACGUGUCGGUCUCCUGCGGGACGGACGUGUUCUCUUGAAUCUGACGGGCUCCCGUUGACUCUCCCGGGGGAGGGAGGGGGGGGGAGAAACGGGAAUAUAUAUUCUUGAAGACGGAAGUGAUAGCUACAGAUUUCCAGUCGGGGCAGUGAACGCACCGCAUGCAUGUCAGUCAUCGACUGUUUGUUCACGUGUGUUUUAUUUGCCUACGACUUCUUCCCGAAGCUCCGUCAGAGCUCUCGCCUGAGACUCGCCUCCUCCUCCUGCGGCGGUAUGGCGGCGGCGGCGGCGGCGGGGCCGGAGGACUGCGGCGCACAAGGAGCGGUAACAGGUGACGGGGAACCCGAGGAGGCCGAGGAGUUCACCUGCCCGGCCUACUGCUCGGAGCUUUCGCGGCGGCAGAACGAGCAGAGGAAGGCGGGCGUGUUCUGCGACGUGACGCUGGUGUUCUGCUCCGGCGAGCGGGUGCAGGUCCUGUCCGCCCACCGCUGCGUCCUGUCCGCGGCGUCGCACUACUUCGCGCUGCUGCUCGGCGGACGCUUCUCGGAGUCCCAGAGCGGCCGAGUGGAGCUCAGGGAGUGGAGCUCCGAGGGCGGACUGGACCCGGAGACCGUGCGGAGGGUCGUGCAGUUCAUGUACACGGGAGAGAUCACGGUGACCACCGCGAAUGUGCAUGAAGUGCUGGAACUUGGUGACAGGUUCCUGUUGGUGCAGCUAAAGAACUUCUGUGGAGAUUUCCUGAUGAAGAAGUUGAGCUUGUCCAACUGUGUCGCUGUGCACAGCCUCGCCCACAUGUACACCCUGGACCAGCUGGCCCUGGGAGCUGCCAAGACCAUUAGAAGGAACUUCAACAAAGUUAUCCGCAACGAGGAAUUCUACACGCUGCCAUUUCACCUGCUGCGAGACUGGCUGUCCGACUCCGAAAUCACUGUGGACUCUGAACAGGAGUUGUUUGAGACCAUCGUGAAAUGGGUGCAGCAUGACAAGGAGGAGCGAGAGACGCAUUUUGAGGAGCUGUUCGAGCUUUUAAGGCUGCCACAGAUUGCUCCUACCGUCCUGACACAGGUGGUGAGAAAGGAGCCCUUAGUGGCAAACAAUGCAUCUUGUCAGAAGCUGGUGUCUGACACCCUUGAAGUGCACGCUGUUCACUUUGAGAGCCUCAAGUCAGCUGAUUUAGAGCUCUGCGCCUCCUACAUGGCGGCGAUCCAGCCACGUUUUGGCCAGAACAUGGAUGUAAUCAUGGUGGUGGGUGGUGUUUCAGAAGGCGGAGAGUAUAUGAGUGAGUGUGUGGGCUACUUUGUCGCUGAGGACCGUUGGGUCAACCUACCUCACAUUCACAACCACCUUGAUGGACAUGCCAUAGCAGCCACCGACAGCCAUGUCUAUGUGGCAGGCUCCAUGGAGCCGGGCUUCGCCAAGAUGGUGGAGCGCUACAACCCCAACCUCAACAGCUGGGAGCAGGUCAGCAGCCUGAGCUACCGCAAGCACUCUUUUGGCCUCACAAGUGUCAAGGACAUUCUCUACAGCAUCGGUGGUCACGGAAACUUCAGUCCUGGCUUUAAGGAUGUUACUGUCUACAAGCCUGAGCAGGAUCAGUGGCAUAAUCAGGAGCCAGCACCCAAAAUCCUACGAGACGUGAAAACGGUGAGCGUGGAGGACCGCUAUGUGUACGUAAUGGCCCGGACCCCUGUAGACAUGGACCACGAGGACGGACUGAGCACUGUGACCACUUGCUACGAUACAGAGAGUCACGUGUGGCAGGAAGUGGACUCCUUACCGCUCAUCGAUAACUACUGUGUUUUUCAAAUGGCCGUCGCCUCCACCAACUUCUACCACACGGCGUCCUGUUGCCCCAAGAACUACGACGUGACAGUAGAGUCUGCUCGGCAGAAAACGAGCAGAAAAAUCUCCGACGACAUCCUCGACAGCCUCCCCCCGGAGGUCCUCGGCAUGGAGGGUGCUGCCAUUUGCCACCUGGGUGAGGACAUAUUCGUCAUUGGCGGAUGGAGGAACAGCAACAACAUGGACAAGCAGUAUCGCAAGGAGGUCUACCGUUACUGUGCCGAAAAGAAGCGCUGGAUGCUGCUGCCGCCCAUACCUCAGCCUCGCUGCCGAGCAGCGGCCUGCCACGUUCGCAUCCCGUACCAGUAUCUCUACGGCUGCCAGCGUUACCCCAUGCCCCAGAACCUGGCUCGCCAGCGAGACCGCAUGCAGCAGAUGCAGCAGCUCCAUCGGCGCACCCUCACCCUGCGGAGGCAGCUGCAGUCUCAGAUCGAAUGUUGACAUUGACUCUGACGUUCUGACUCGCCUGCCAUGUAUAGUACUGUCUUGUAAGCACUUUGUGCGCUGAGAAAUGCCUUGUUGUUAUCCCAAGAUUUCUGUAUGGUUUUUUGCUCCUAUUGAGGUAAGGCUUUUAUCGUCUGCAUGGGUUCACCUGGGGCCAAAGCUUACACUGUUCCAAUAGCCAAAAUAGAAAAAAAGUAAGAAUUUGCAUUCUCAUUUUGGCCUUACAUCAUUUCUACCUCCAACUUAUACCAUGAUUUGACCUUUUUUGCACUGUAAGGAUUUAAACACCUGGUUGAUAGUCUUAUUGAUUAAUCUUGUGUGCACCACUUGAAGGAGACCAUAAUUUCGUAACAGGAGAUAAGUAUGAAUCAAAAGGACACACUGGGGAACAGGGUGCUCAAAGCCUGCUUAAUACAUUUUUGCACUAAAACAGUUUCUACAGAUUCGCAAAAAUGCUGUUUUGAAAUUCAAAAUGGAUGUGUAUGAAUUGCUGCUUUCAGACAAGCACUGAAAGUCCGGACAUUUUUCCUGAACUUUUCUGGAGGAGCUAAAUGUGAGAACGCAAAUGUUCCUCAGGACAUUGUCUGAAACUGUUUUCUCCCAGCCCCCUGGUAAAAUAUCUGGAAAAUGUCCCAGGUAGGGAUGUAGCAGGAAAUGUGAGCGGCAAACUCCUGAAGAUGUCCAAAUACGAUUUUUCGGAUAUUUUCUUGUGAGUGAUAUCUUUCUUAAAUAGUAUAGCCGUAUUAAAAUACCAAUAUUUUGAUUUCACAAGUUGUUGCAUAUCUUGAAAGUUAGACCAAAUACCACCAUAAUAAUGACGAGAAGUAAUUUUGGCAGAAGCUCUCGGUUAUUCUAAUUUAAUUUUAACUUCUGUUAUCCUAUUUAAUGUUGUUAUUUCAGUGACCAAAGUUUGUUGAGUAUUUUUUAGUUUGCUGGUUGUCUCACUGGACUAUUCGUACUUCUUGCAGAAUUGGUUCUGCAUCUUCUUUUGAGUCACCAAGAGCGAACUGUAUGUUCACACAUGGGCAGAACUGUGGAAAGGCUGAAAUGUGUGAAACACAUUUAAACAAAACAGGCUUCUUUGUGGAUGUUCUCUCAACUGUUCCUUAUUGAUGCAGUUGAUUUUAAUUGCAUUCCCUGCACUUAACGACCAUGAAAGUUAAACUUUAACUUUUUUUAAAAAUCCAGUCUUGUAACUCAGUGUUGUGUGGACCAGUUGCUGGGAUCAGUGUUUAUCUAAAACUUUUGAAAUUGCUCGUGCCUGUGGUAUCUGCAGCCAAGCUGUCUGUAGCUAUGAUCUAAUUAGGCAUGGUGAACCUAACAUUUUUCCACUAACACACUGUACAUAAUGUGAACAGCACUGGUUGAUGAAUGAUUCCAUUCAGUUGCGGAACUGGAGGUUUUCAUUUUUCAAUAAAAAAAAUUGCCAGUUUCCAUUACUACAGGGUACAACAGGCAGUUACAUUUUGGCAGUAACAUAUAAAUGUCACAUAGUUUCAAGUCCCAGUUUGAUAAGAGGUAAUUUUGGAUAAAAUGUAAUUUGCCAGUGUUAUACAUCCUGAUUUCAUGCAGCCAAAUGUACCAUCUGACAUGGUGUCAUUGCAUUUGUAUGUGCAAGAGCUGCAUGUGUAUAGACACUGCAAUAAAGGUUAAUGCACUAAAAUUAA